This is a messenger RNA of Penicillium argentinense, 228 nucleotides long. RefSeq lists its product as uncharacterized. The transcript has 3 exons. The coding region runs from base 1 to 228 and encodes 75 amino acids. The record is from RefSeq and is a predicted model, not a curated record. Lineage: Eukaryota; Fungi; Ascomycota; Eurotiomycetes; Eurotiales; Aspergillaceae.
AUGUCUUCGCAAGAGGGCUCUGCGGCGUAUCUGGCCGAGGACCGCGCCUUGUCGACAAUAGUCGUGCUGGUUCGGCUGUACGCUCGAGGGCUUCUCAUCCGUGAACUGGGCAUGGAUGAUUAUCUUAUCUUUUUCGGACAGGUAAUUGCGUGGGUCGACAUGGCACUUUCAGCAAAAGUCAUCCGCUACGGUGCUGGCGAACACCUGGUGGCUCUGGUACAAAAUUAA